AAAUCAUAUGAGCUUUGCAAUAUACUUAACAUGGACGAAACUCCCGUUUGGUUCGAUAUGGCAGAGAACUUUACAGUUGACCAACAAGGGAAAAAAACGAUUCACAUUCGUAGUACUGGCAAUGAAAAUAACAGGUUUACUGUUGUGCUAACCUGUGCUGCAGAUGGAUUCAAGUUUCCACUGAUUUGUAUAUUUAAAGAAAAACGAUUAUCAAGUAAAGAAAAAAGACUAAUUCCUUCCGGUAUAAUUGAAUGGCAUCUCUGGAUGUCUCGUGGUGGUGCCGGUACAACUGCUAAAGGAAAUCUUCGCUGUGCAAGUUUUAGUGAUGUAUGUUGGUGGGUUAAACGUUCUUGGGAAGGAAUCUCUAACGAGGUUAUUAUUGAAUCUUUUAAGGCUUGUGGCAUUACAAAUAGUUUAGUCAAUCAGGAUGAUUCUGAUAAAGAAAACGACUAUGAAGAACUAGAAAUUAUCGACUUGACAAUUUAA
Ambispora leptoticha is the source of this 486-nucleotide messenger RNA. NCBI's taxonomy places the organism in Eukaryota, Fungi, Glomeromycota, Glomeromycetes, Archaeosporales, Ambisporaceae. The record is from the annotation of a GenBank genome assembly.